Quercus lobata is the source of this 791-nucleotide messenger RNA. RefSeq lists its product as uncharacterized. The record is from RefSeq and is a predicted model, not a curated record. Lineage: Eukaryota; Viridiplantae; Streptophyta; Magnoliopsida; Fagales; Fagaceae. The transcript has a single exon. The coding region runs from base 67 to 600 and encodes 177 amino acids.
AGCCUCAAGACAUACCAAACAGUCAAACUCCAUCUAACACCUAGAGUUUCAACACAAGACAAAAAAAUGGUUUCCAUCUUCCAACCAAAACCCAUGUCUCCAAUGGCUAUUCUCUGCCUAAUCCUCUUCUUUCUCAUCUCUUUGUCAACCCCAUCUGCCUCCCUCAAAGACUCAUUGACUGCAUACGAAGUUCUUGAAAAAUAUGACUUCCCAGUUGGUCUUCUUCCCAAAGGCGUCUUAGGCUAUGAACUCGACAGUUCCACAGGUAAAUUCUCAGCAUAUUUGAAUGGUACUUGUACUUUCACCAUUGACUCUUAUGAGUUGAAAUACAAGUCCACCAUAACGGGUAUAAUAGCCAAAGACAAGCUCUCAAGCUUAAGUGGUAUCACAGUUAAGGUGCUAUUCUUCUGGCUCAGCAUUGUGAAAGUGACUCGUGAAGAUGAUGAGAUAGCAUUCUCUGUGGGGAUCGCAUCAGCGGAUUUUCCAGUCAGUAAUUUCACUGAGAGCCCAACUUGUGGAUGUGGUUUUGAUUGUGUCACUGCUGGGAAUGGAAGGAAGAUUAAGCUCAAUAAUCUUGCGUCCUCUUCGUUAAUCAAGUGAGAUUGAUUAUUUUUAGCUUCAAAAUAAAUAAAAAUUGCAGUAACAUGUGGUUAAUGGAGAAUUAGAUAUAGCAUGAAUCGGUAAUCACCUUCAUUACCAGUAACCAUUUGGGCAAUAAUCCAAAAAAUGUGGUUUUGUGUUAAUGUACAUAUUAUGUAUUAUUAUGAUAUAAUCAUCUUUGAUAUCUGAAA